CGUCCCUGGUGACUUCAGUAAUGCCAAAUACUCACUAUAAUGUGCUGAAUCUUUCAGAUACGUACCAUAUAGGUUUAACAUCACAUUUUUUCCAAUGUGGAACAUGAAGUUCACUUUGGUGGUUUUGUGUGGAGGCUGGAUUACAAUCGGAACGAGUGAAGCAAUAUAUGAGAGGAUAUAUGAAAAUAUCUCCUCUACAUGCCAUCCGUUCGAGCCCCAUUUGGACGAUUUGACUCAGGAGGAUUUCAUUUCUCAAUUAACUCACAGUUGCCGGUAUGACCAUCUUUCUAGGCCACCUAGCAGUCUGCCCGUUCAGGUUGUUUUCCAAAUUGACGUCAAACACAUUGAGAAUAUCGGCAAUACACAAUUUAAAACUCACAUGUUAGUUCAAACGCACUUUAGAGAUGAUCGACUGAACUUUGAAAAACUAUCCCCAAAUAGAGGCAUGGUGGUGGGUCAGGAAGCUUUAAAGGCGAAGAUAUGGGUUCCGCAUCUUUUUAUUACAAACGAGAAAACUUCGUAUUUGAUGGGCCUAGAUAGGAAGGAUGUUUUUAUUCAAAUAACCCCAACUGGUCAUGUAUCAUAUUCAUAUAGAAUGACCGCCACUUUUUACUGCUCGAUGAAUCUCAGGAAAUUUCCGUUUGAUCAGCAAGUUUGUCAGCUAAUUUGGUCGAGCUGGGUUUACAAUGAAACUAGUCUCCAACUCCAGUGGUCUAAAAAUGAUCCUUAUAUUGUGUCAGAUGAUUUACAACUGACAGAGUUUUCCCUAGAUGGUAUAUCCGUUGAAUAUGCCAAAGUGUCCAUAAGCAACUCUUCUAGCAGAGAAUGGAAAGAUCCACACAGUUCGCUGAUUUUCACUUUUCAAUUAAAAAGGGAGGCUGGCUAUUACAUUUUGGAAUUCUUCCUGCCCUCCAUAUUUUUAAUAGCCAUGUCCUGGGUUUCGUUUUGGAUACAAGCUGAUGCUGCGCCUCCUCGAACAGUCUUGGGAACGUCUACAAUGCUGUCGUUUAUCACUCUGAACGGAAACCUAAUGAAGAACCUUCCCAAAGUGCCUUAUGUGAAAGCCAGUGAAAUUUGGUUCUUUGGUGGUGCAGCAUUUAUAUUUUGUUCAUUGGCGGAAUUUGCUUUUGUUAACGUAAUUUGGAGGCGAAAGAAGAAAGUUGAGCUUGUAAAGCACAGCAGUAAAUACAUUAUUAAAGGAGCAAUUUCUCCCAGAAUGGCAAGACAGGAUUUGAGGAAAUCCGCAUCAUUUUCCAGCCUGGAUUCCAAACAGGCAGACACUUAUCUGGCUGAGCAUGGUUCUACAAAUUCUUUAAAUGUCCCCUCUAUUAAUACUCCGGCUAAUGGAGACAAUAAUGGUUCAGGAUCAGCCAAUCCUACUCCAAAUCCAGCGCAACAGACUUGGGCGGAAAUGACUCCACAAGAAGUUGCUAUCUGGAUCGACCGAAAAGCUAGAAUUGUCUUUCCGACAAUGUUUGUAAUCUACAAUUUGUUCUACUGGAGUUAUGUUCACUUUGGAUAAUCACGAUUUUGCUACUUCAUUUUCAAUCAUCUGCUUUUAUUAAACUAUAUGCGCAAAUUUUCCUGAUUUUAUGUAUAAAUAAAUAAUUUUUCUGAACGAAUCUGCCUAAAAUUAACGAAUAAAUGAUAAAAUUAUUAAAAAAAUUAUAAUCUGAAUCUUUUCUAGCCUCUGUCUAUUAUUAAUCGGUGAUUUCUGCGAAAAAUGAAUUUUCUGAGCAAAGUUAUUUAAGACAUUCAACAAGACAAAUUAAAGAAAUGUUGCGAAGUA
Messenger RNA from Dendroctonus ponderosae (mountain pine beetle), 1789 nucleotides. RefSeq names its product pH-sensitive chloride channel 2. Gene Ontology annotation, molecular function: neurotransmitter receptor activity; chloride channel activity; transmembrane signaling receptor activity. Lineage: Eukaryota; Metazoa; Arthropoda; Insecta; Coleoptera; Curculionidae. The transcript has 9 exons. Bases 95 to 1522 code for a protein of 475 amino acids. The record is from RefSeq and is a predicted model, not a curated record. Gene Ontology annotation, cellular component: synapse; membrane; neuron projection. Gene Ontology annotation, biological process: signal transduction; chemical synaptic transmission; regulation of membrane potential.